AUGACCUCCGGCAGCAGACUUUUCCCCGAUGCGGUCAUGAAUGGCGUCGUACUGUCCUUGGCCGCAUUGAAGAGGAUCGACUUACUCCCCGCCGCUAUGAUGGCCGUCCACGGCAGCCUCUCGCCAACAGUGCACAAGGCGAUCGGGAUCACGUUGAGAGCAGCAGACCCGCAGGCGCUCAGGACUAUGAUUCCCACGGCGCUCUCGAAGAUCAGCAAGAUCAGCGAACGCUUUGUCGUUCUCCAGCAGUUGUUCGACGGCGACAUUCGGAAACACGAAGGAUCGGCAGCAGAAGCAGCAAUGGAGGUUGUCAGGGGGAUCUUGUCCGAUUGCUCUGCUCCCAUUGUUGAUGAUGGCUACGCGUUGACCGAUGUUGCAGUCUGCCUCAACGAUCAAGCAUUCGUUAACGAUCGGAUUUUGAAGCUGCUGGGUCAGCGUCGCCGACAAACAGACUUCCUGCUGGCUUUCCUGUCCUCCUGGAGCACCAGAGGAUCCGCUGGGACGGAUCUCGAAAUGAUGGCCACUUUCGAUUCGGUGUUCGAUCUCCUGAUACCCAGUUUCAACCUGGACGUAAGGGACACCCAGCCCGUCAAGCGACAACGAGUGGAUAUUGCUCAGCCUCCAAAGCAGAGCGUGUCCCCUUCGAAAACAGCUGCUGACCUCUACUGGGUCAUGGUAUACCUCGUGAACCACGAAAAGUCCCACCAGCUUCAAGAACUAUGCCGAGCUCUCUCCAGCGAGGUUCUUCUACAGCGACCAGAAGUGCUUCGCAGCAUCCUGAUACCAUACUUACGACACGCACAGGGGUUAGCCGCGGGUUGUCUGGAGAAUGGGCAGCAAACCUGUGUUCUGCAGAUAUACUUCAGCAUCCUUGACGCCUACCUACGCAUGUACGUCCAAAAGCAACCAUCUACCGUGGAGAAUUGGUCCCGCAACCGCGUCGCCUGCAGUUGCUCCGACUGCUUCAAACUCAACCUCUUCCUAAUCAGCUCAAUGCAUCAAACCGAGCGCUUCUCCGUCAGCAAGCCCCGUCGCCACCAUCUCCACAUCGUCCUCGACAAUGCUCGCAUCAACUGCACCCACGAGACAGAGCGCCAUACACGACCAGAGACUCUCGUUGUGACCAAGCGAGAUCGACGGAAAGGGGUGUACGAUGCGUGGUUGGCGCGUUGUCUUGAGGCGCAUAAUGAGAUCAAGCAGUUCGAUCAGGAGUUACUGGAGAGGAUUUUGGGGGAGAGGUAUGAGGUUGUUAAGGAUAUGCAUCCUAUUAUUACGGAUGAUGCGAAUGCGCCCUCGUUCUUACAGCGACCGGUGCUGCGGGAGAGGAGGAAUGGCCCUAUUGCUCUAGCUCCUGCUGCGUCGAGUCGAGCUGGGACCAAGCGCAAGGUUGAAGUGAUUGAUCUUUGUGAUUCUGAGUAG
This is a messenger RNA of Fulvia fulva, 1419 nucleotides long. RefSeq lists its product as uncharacterized. The transcript is spliced from 3 exons. Bases 1 to 1419 code for a protein of 472 amino acids. NCBI's taxonomy places the organism in Eukaryota, Fungi, Ascomycota, Dothideomycetes, Mycosphaerellales, Mycosphaerellaceae. The record is from RefSeq and is a predicted model, not a curated record.